AUGCAAGUAUCCGCUGCUGAUCCUAUCGCCAAUCGCAAACUCAUGCCCAAUCGAUCGCAAACUUAUACCCGUUAUGCGGCGGCGUGCACUUCUUCGUGGCACGAACCGCUGCGACAGCGGAGGCCCUUCUCGCUGCGCGCCGGGGAAGGGUCCGGGGGACCCCAGCUGACGCCCAUAACACCACCACAGUGGUACGCUGCGCCUUCGGUAUCAGGCGGCCUGGGCACCACUCCGUUCAAUGGCACGCCGGCUACCCCAGGCAUUGGUGGGAGCUUACUGGCCGCGACACCCGCAACCGGGGCCGAAGCUGCACUGCUGCGAACACCCCUAUCCGACCCGUUCAGGCGCUCGCCGCAGCCCCUGGGCAUGUCUCCUGGUGGGGCUGUGGUAGCAAGUCCGGAGCAGCUUACGUACUACUUAGAAAGCCUUGGUGGAACCACAUCGGCGGGUUUCAUGGCCAGCCCGCAGCAUCCGGACUCGUUGGCUGGGCAGUACGGGGGAGUCUCACAGACAUCGCCAGCUUACGGGGUGGCGUCGGAUCAAGACCAAGCCACUUCUGGCGUGCUGCCAGUUGGCGUCAAUGCACCAUACUACCGUAUGACUUGGAUGCCCAAGAAAGCUGCAGCGGCGGCGGCUGCGGAUACACCGACAUUGAACCCCAGCUCGCCAGAGGAGGUCGAGGAGUUCGUCGUGACAGUCCUUCGUGCACGGCAGGAAUGGCUGGAGCUGUGGACGGAGCGACUGCGCGAGUGGCUGGCGGGGCGGGUUCUAAAGCCUUUGGUUGCAGCUGUUGUGAGCGCACAUGAGCCGGUCAACGCGCUCCUGCAGCAGUUCAACCAGUCGCCUCGUUUACCCCCGCUACCUGACAUCGUGUCGGAUGUGCGCUCCGCGGGAGUCGUCGAUGUCGACGGGGUGCUGCGGUCGCUGCAGACGUCGCUGUCACAGCAUGUGGCUGCGCAGCCGGCGGCCGCGAUGACACCUAAGGCCAAGGAGUUACUGGCAGCUGUCAACCGUUAUGCUGACCUACUGGCAGUUUUGCGGGGCAAGCGCCCCUCUGACAUCCUCCCGCCGUCCAACACAGCAUACGUAUGGACGCGGAUUCAACAACUCGCCGAGUCGUCCUGUUUAAAAGAGUUUACAUGGAACGGUGGCGCUGCGUACGCUGGUCGGCCGUGGUCUGCAGACCAGCUGCCAAACGACAGUGCGCUUGUGCUCUACCUUUUUGCCGCGUACCUGGACGCGCCCGGUUGGCAGUUUACCGCACCGCCAAACACCCAGGCCGAGGGGGGGACUCAGCCACUUUACCUGGGCACACUGCCCUCGGGGCCACGCAGCUCUGCCGCUUGCAGCGCCCUCCUGACCUACCGGCCUGAGCGCCAUGGCAAGGAUAUGGACGCACUGCUGGGGCUGCAGCUGCAGGGCACCACCCCCCUCUUCUGCUACAUGGCGGCCGGCAGGCUGAUGGUGCUGGCCAACUGGUAUCAGUACGUGGGGGUGUUCCACGCAAUUAUCUUUUUCCUGCAAUAUCACAAGGUACGUUACAACGGGGCCAUCGGACGACAGCAAAUGGACGAUCCCGACCUGGCGCUGGAUGCAGUGGUUCAGCCCCCUCCUGUGGGAGCAGUUGUUUCGCUGGGCGGUCGGGUGUUGGGUGGCCUUGGUUGGUUUAUGUGA
Messenger RNA from Volvox carteri f. nagariensis, 1674 nucleotides. RefSeq lists its product as uncharacterized. NCBI's taxonomy places the organism in Eukaryota, Viridiplantae, Chlorophyta, Chlorophyceae, Chlamydomonadales, Volvocaceae. Gene Ontology annotation, cellular component: membrane. The coding region runs from base 1 to 1674 and encodes 557 amino acids. The record is from RefSeq and is a predicted model, not a curated record. The transcript has 10 exons.